AUGGAAGUUAAACUAGAAGUUUUAUUAUCGACAAGUAUCAGACAGAAAAAACCUUGGCCUCGAAUUUCCUGGCUCGGACAGGAAAAGGAAGCUAUUUUCCUUUUGGAUGAUAGGCAUGUAAGUGAAAUUAAUUUGCCAUCUGGAAAGACAAAGAAGAAGAUUCCUCGUCUACAGCUUUUGCUAAAAAAUGUUGUCAUCUUAACAACUUCCAGUAAUGAUGCUUGGCUAGCUGGAAUACUUAACACUGGUGAAAUUUUUCUUUGGAACAAAGAUCAUGACUGCUUGAAAACUAUAUCUGCAACUGAAGAAUCUAAGACACUGAUAACAGCAGCCUUAGAAAGUUCUCUGAGACUCUAUGUCUGUGUAUCAGGAGAUGGGAAAAGAAUUCUGCUUGCCCUACCUUCUGGAUUCAUCUUACUAUGGGAAUGUUUGGAGUCCAAGAAUAUUUUAUAUUGCAAAAAUUCCUCACUUUUGGGCCAGUGGUCACAAAUCAAACCUGAAGAAUCAGUUGUUUUGCCUUCUUCUGAAGAUAAAGAAGCUGUAGUGGAUGCUGUUUUUAUAAGAAAUGAGUUGCUUGGUGAUUGCUGCUUAUGUUCAUUUACUUUUUAUUCCGGGGGAUAUUUGAUGUUAACACUUUUGGCACUUCAGUGGUAUGAAAAUAUAUCUCAAUCUAUUAGUUUGUUGUCAUACCAAGUCCACUGGGCACAUCAAGAAUGUUUUCUAUGUACUCUGGUUCCUAAAUGUGAAUCAAUAAAAUCAAGAGGAGCCUUGAUUAUAGCAUUUUCAAGGGAUGGCCUUACCCUGGCAGUAACUCUUAAUCAAAAAGAUCCAAAGGCAACACAGAUACUAUUUAUAAACAUAUUGAAUUUUGUUACUCUCUGUGGUAGUCUUAAAGGUUGUAGUAAUAAGAAUCCUGUGGUUCCAUCCAAACUCAUUAGAUCAUACUGGGUGGGUGAUAUCAGCUGGACUCAUGAUAGCCUUUUUCUGGCCUGUGUAUUAAAACGUGGCUCCUUGGUUCUAUUGACCUGUUUGGGUGAAUUACUAACAUUGGUUACAUUUGGUUGUUCGAUAGAAUUUGGACCAGCAGAAUUUAUUCCUCUUCAUCCACUUAUAACAUAUAGACCACAGCAAUUUAUACCUCAAGAUUCAAGUUGUUCCCCUGAUUCAACAGCCUCUGAUAAUGACCUGAUGAGGCAGAGAUUUUCUGUAAAAACACACUCAAGAUUACCCUACCUGAUUGUCUCUGAUGGAUAUAUGGUUACGGUACUUCGUUUUUUUGAUAAUAUAUCCCCGUCGGUACUUACGAAAUCUUAUUUACUUGAAUCAACCCAAAGGCUUGAGAAAAUACAUCAAGGGCUGACAUGUCAGUCUAAAAGAAAGAAUCUGAGAUUAAGAUCGUUGGAGUCCCUCCGGGCUAGUCUGUUAAAGCAUCAGGGAAACCAAAGUUCAGUUGCCUCUGCCACCCCCAGAUUCUUGCAGGCAGAGGAAGAAAUAGGAGAGUUGACCGAGAAAAUGGCAGAUUUGCAGGAUCAUGAAAUAGAAGAAAGUAAUAAUAGUAAACAGUUUACCAACAAUUUUCUCCCUUUUUGGAGUCAGAAAAAUGAUUCUUUUUUUAAUGAAAUUGAAGAAGGAAGAUUGGAAUUUGCAUCUAUGUUUGAUACUAUUCAUGCAAAAGAUGAUACUAAAGAAAAUGAUGACAUCAUAACAGAGCUACAUUUUAUCCAGAAAAAUCUCCUUGCAGCCUGGAAUAUUGGAAUUUCAAAAAAUGUGGAAAACAAAAAAUUAAUGUUAAAUUACAUAGUCAUCUGUAUUACUCAUUUUCUCUACGUUCUUCAGUUUAUAAAAUGUCCGUCUCCUAAACAGAAUCUUUUUUCAAAUAAGACUCUCAGACAUAAUUCGUGGCUGCAGUGUGUCUUUCAACUUUUUCAUCAGUGUUUAUCUGUUCAGUACUGGGAUCUAAGAUACAGACAGGAUGUGGAACAUUUGGUAAAGCUGACAUCACAAACUCUGAAGUUGAUGUUCAUUCAACAGCAACAUGAUCAGUUAUUCUCAGAUACCCUUUUAGGUUGUUUCAACUUACUUAAGAUGGUCUCUGACAGUCUAAAUAGCAUAUAUGCUCUACAGCAUCAGGUGAUUUCAACAUCAGCUGAUGGAAAUAAGAUAGUAAAUCAUGAAUCAUUGGUGGUACCUAUUUUUCAAAAAUUUUCUAACAAUUGUAGUCAGAAAUCAUGGUCAUGGAAUUCUUUUUUAAAGAUACCUCCUCCAGCUAUAAAUCUUGUUCAAAAGCCAAGCCACAGGUUAUCCAUCCUUUGGCAGUUAUUGUACAAACAAACUUUGUGGUAUCAAGCUCAUCUAAGUAGGAUGGACCCUAAGGAAGAUAGACAAUUAACUGAAAAGAUAGCGCUUGAAGAAUCUAUUACCAGAUCCUUGUUAUGCCAUAUACAAGCUAAUCUACAGACGGCAGGAUAUUGCUUGAACCAAGCUUUGGAGCUUAAAUCUGUAAUUGGUGAGGAAUACUUUCUUUUGGGAUCAUAUGAAGAAUCUAUUCAGCUAUGGAAGAAAGCACUAGAAGAAACCAAAACAACAGUAGGAAAGAGGACAUACUUUCUUCAGACACGCUAUUAUCUUGCUCAAUUGUAUUGUCAUCUCUAUUGUUAUAAUUUAAACGAUGCUCAAGGAAUGUGUGAUCAGUUGGUAAGAGAAAUAUUGAGACAGUCUCAAAUGCCUAUCAAAGAAGAGGAAUAUUUUCCAGAGAAUUUUCACUGUACUUUUGGAAUAAUUGGAAAUGUUCAUCCUGAGGCUGCAGUUGUGGUUGUUAAGUGCAUGGCAAGAUUCAUGGCUGCCUAUUUCACCAACCAGCAGCUUUAUGUGCUCCCACCUCACAAUGUGGAUGUUCUUCCUCCACUUCAUAUAGAGUCAGAACAGUCUGUUCGAAUCAUUCCUCUGCAACACUCUAAGGUGGCAAGUGUUAUUAGAGAUCAAAAUCUCUCUUACGUGUGGACAGUUGAAUAUGCUCUUGAAUUGCUAUUUAUCACUGGGCUGGUCCCAGAGGCUGUGUGGCUGGCUCAAAGACUUGGUGAUUGGAAGAUGGCAGUUUCAAUUGGUUUAGCUUUCAAAUUAUGCUAUAAAAGUAACAGCAUUUUAUCAAGAUGUAAGAAAAAGGAUUUAAUUCUACCUUUAAACAUGACUCCAACACGAACUUUUCAGGAAAAAUUGCAGUGUUUUUUAGGUCAGCCAGCAUCUUUGGAAGUGUCUCAUGAGAUGGGUCCUAAAUAUAAACAGUUUACCGAUCCCAUUGAAGAAGAAGAUGUAGACCUACUUUUUAAUUCCAUACAAGAAGUAUUGAAAGCAGCAGUUAUGGCUGAUGCUGAUAUUCUCUCAGAGACAUUUCAGCUUUUGAUAGACUCAGCCAAAGACUUCAGUAAGAGGUUAUGGGGCCUGGUACCUGUGGGCUUGUAUCUUCCCUCUCCUCCAUUAUAUUGUCCUCAACCAGCUGUUCUUAGUGAGGACCAUGGUGAUGAUCUCCUGUUAAAAGUUGAGAAAGAUUAUCGCCAGAAAGUGUCUGGCAUUCUUCAGCGAAUUCUUCUGCUCUUCCGGGCAUCUUGUUGUUCCUUCCCUGCAGCUCAGUGGUACAUCUUAAAAUUGAGAUGGGCAAGAAAAGUCAUGCAAAAGAUUCGAAUUAAAGGCUUCCUUCCUUCAUUGAGUCCUUUUCCAGAGUCUUUGCUUCAUUAUUGUAAAGUUGGUAUGGCAUUCUAUCAACCUGGAGCCCCUCAAGACCAAAAGCUUGAUGAAGUUUCUUGUAAAACAAUAGGUUGCUUCAGAGAACUCUGUGCUCUGUGUUGGAUGCUUCAUGUCCGGGAAAAGUUGUCUUACAGUUGUAGACAAUAUCAGAUAGCAAGAGAAAAUGUGGAAAAGAAAAAGGAUAUGGAACUGGAGUUUGAUCCUUGUAUGGUAGAACACUGUCUCAGUGCACUGGAAUGGGCAUGUAGAAUGUUACCUUUCUCUAGGUUUAUGAAUAUUGAAGAACUUGUACAGGAUAUAAUUUUGAGUCUUAUAGGAGAACUUCCACCCACCAGAAAGGUUGCAGAAAUUUUGGUGAACGCCUUCCCCAAUUCUGAAGAUAUUCGAGUACCUUUAAGAGAUAAAUAUAAUUCUCUUCAACAGAGACUAAGACAUUGUACUGUGAAAGGUCCACAAACUGAGGAAAUGAUGUCUGUUAUUAUGCAUUCAAUUCACAAAGUAAGAGUGAAAGCUCUGAAAAGAGUAAGGAGGAAUAUAGGCCCUACUGAAAUGAAUAUCUGGGAACCACCUGAAGAAGAGACCACAGAUAAUAAAGUUCAUAAUUAUGAUGGGUUUUCACUUGAGACUAGUUUGAGCAGAAGCACUUUUACUGAAGGAGAAGAUUCUGUGGCUCAUAGUGAAUCUGAAACAGUGGAUACUUUCUCAAAAGCUUUGCCAUCUGAAAAAAAAAUAAAAAUACACCUAUUUUAUAGGAAUACCCAGCAUCAUGCAAAAUCUACAUUGAUUAAUAAACAUGACAAUAAGAAGGAAAAAUUCAAUUCAGAAGACUAUCCUGAAAGCAAAAGUGAUCAUGAAAAUUUACCUAGAGAAAAUCCAGUUCCUAUAGUAGGUGUUUGGGAAUUUGAACGUGAUGAUGAUGAAUAUAUUAAAUUCCUCGAUUUAUUCUUAAGUUAUGUACUUGAAAGAGACCUGAUUGGUUCAAAUAACUCUAGUAUUCCUUUUCUAAGUAGCUUUUCAGCUCAUCUUAAGGAACAUGAACUUAAUUCUUUGCUUUUUGAUGUUCACACAACAUUAAAACGUCGUCAGGGUAAACCCAAAAGCCAGAAUGUUUUCAGAGCUGGCUCCUGCUAUGUUAUUAUUUCUGAGUCUUGUGAAUCUGAAAAAUCAUCCACUUUGAAUAGUGAAAACAUCAGAGAAUUGGAAAAUCAAACAUCUACACCUUCAGUAUUAGUUGUUCAGGGACCUAGAUCUUUUAUACAGAACUCUUCGAAUGAAGUAAUUCAAAACAUGGGAAAGAGAGGCUUGUUUGGUUUAAAAGAAAAAUCAGUGUACAGAACCAGAGAUGACAACAGAGAGAUGCCCAUACUCCACAAAUUAUCAAAACAAGUUUUUCUUCCACAAAACUUUAAGACUACAAAAUUUACUUACAAAGCAGUUCAGUGGGAUGAUACCAUUCCUCAUGAAGAACUUCCUCCAGAAUUAAAGAAUAAAUUUGGCACUAUAGCAAAACUACUGGAAUGGAUGAUAAGAUGGUCUGAUAGAAGAUUGCUGUGUGAUUCCACCAAACCUGAGCCAUCCUGUCAGUAUAGCCCUGUCAUUCGUGUGAGAACCUCAGCAGCUGCCAUUCUCACAUCCCUAUGGCUUUUAGAACAGUCAUAUGCUGGACAACAAACAAGUCAUGUUAUCUGUAAGGUUCCAGAGAAUCAUUAUUUUGCUCCUUCUGUGUCCUUACCUGAAACUAAACCCAGUAUUGAGAAAGAAAGCAGUGUGGAUAUCAGCUGUCCAGCAUCAGUGUCUAUUCAAAAUGAAAUCCAGGAAGUCCAUAAUAGUGAUGGACCUCAUAACAACAUUUUGGAAAUAACAACUCAUUCAAAAGAUCCUGAAAUAAAAGAACUCAUUGAAGAGAGCAUUUCUGUUACUCACUGUACUGAUAAAGAAUUUACAGAUUUUGAUGAUGAUAUUUUAGAAGAAAUGGAAGCAUUCAUGCAGGAGGAAAUGAAAGCACCAGACUGUGGAGAGGAUUCUGGAGAAUCAUUUGGAAGUUUCAAAAACACUGAUAUUUCCAUCAGCCUUAUGCCAUUAGAAGGGCAAUCAGAAGUCAGGUUACAUCAGCAUUCCAGAGAAAAGGUUGAGUCUUCAUUGAAAGAAUCAGUGGAAGAAUUGGUGAAAAUAUCAUUUGAACAGAAAGGUAUGGUUGAGACUGUUGCUGACACUAAGCUCGUCAUUCCUCAGUCGUUCUGUUUAGAUUCAAAUGCAGAUACUCCUAGCAUACAAGUUUCUGCACCAAAAGACCAGUCUUCCUUAGUUCCAACUUUGGUUUCAGAUCCAACCAGUGUUUCCUCAAAUACUCCUAUUUCAAAACGUCACAAGCGUCAUAAAAAUGAGUCUCAUGAGCAACUGCCAAAUUCUUCAGAACCUGUUAGACAGAUGCUCCAAGAUGAAUUGUUUAGACUGGUUCAGUUGCAGCAGAUCAACUUCCUAAGUCUAAUGCAAAUAGUAGGAUCAUCAUUUGCCAGCCUUCCCAAUACCCAACUCACCCAGCAACACUUAGAGGGCAGUCAAAUUUCAGGUGCCACAGGAGGCAGUGGUGAUGUUGAGCACUCAGGCAGAAGUCGUAAGAAAGAUUUGCAACUUAGAUCCAAUGGAGAAAAUUCCAGACAGUUUGAAAAAAGAAGACCUCAUCAUGAAGGAAUUGUCCAUUCUGAUCAGAAUAAAGUCAGACAUAUUCAGGAUAUUCCAUCCUUUUGUGUUCCCCCAGGUCAUUUAGAUGGCCCAUCUCAAAAUGGAGGAGUAAGUCCAACAGGUCUGGCCUCAUCCACUCCAGGUUCUCCAACUUUUGCUGCAAAUAAUCACUUUCAUCUGUUGUCUACCACACCCACCGUUGACAAGAGCCCUAUACUUAUUCCAGCUGUAAAGACCUUAAAUCCUGCCAAUGGCUUUCCUUUGCUCAAGAUCCAAACCAAGCCUGAAUUCAAGCCUCUUCCUGUCCAUCCAGUAAGAACUCCACAAGUUCCAGUCAGACCCCCUCCAGAACCAAAAGAGGCCUGGGGGUUAUCCAGUUCUGGAAAAAAAUAUCUUCCAAAGGCUCAGAAUAUCACUUCAACAUCCCAUUUGAAUUUGAAUCAGUAUGAUGUGGAAACUGUGCAGAAAGCACUUGAACAGAAGAGAUGGGCAGAAAUAAUAUCCAGGGAAACCCCUAAGCAUCUCAACUUAGAUCAAUACGUUGACCAAGAAAACAUGACACCUCAACAGGACUCGGCAGCAAAAAGACAAGAAAAAGUAUUUGAUGUGAAAUCAGAGCCCUCUGAGAUACCCAAUCAGAAUUUCCUUGGUGUUCCUUUGCUACACCUACAAUUUAAUCCUACUAUGUUUUCAACAACCUUCAGAACAUCAUUUGCUACUCCUUCAAUCCCAAGUAGACCUAAAGAGAAAGAAAAAGACUCAAAAGAAUUCUUAUACCCAAGUAUAAAAUUACUUCAUACUUGCUUAUCCCCAGAACGCAAGUGCCAGAAACCAAAAUUCAUUCCAAUUGAAAAUCUCCUUGCUUUUAAUCAAAGCCAGCAGAAACAAUCAUUUAAUUUAUUUGAACAUGGGAAACCUAGAAAUAUCCACCUUUUAAAGGCCAAAGUAGAACCUAAAAUGGAUAAUAAAAAAAGAGAAAAAAGACGGGCUAAGAAAGACCUUGAAGAAAAGAGUUCAGAGAAACAGGAGAAAAAAUGUGUGACAUUCCAAUCUGAGGAUUCCAUUAUUAAUCACAAUGAUUUCAAAAAAGUUGUGAAACAAGAGGAUCAGCAAGAGCAACCCGUUCCUCAGCCUACUGAUUGUUUUGUAAUUCCUUUGGAAUCACUAGGAGAGGAUAUUUCUACUUCAGCUGGAUUACAUUUUAUGGCCUCUGUUAAAAAGAAGGUGGUAGAAAAUCAAGAUGCAAGUACAAACACAGACCCAGUACAAGAAUAUUUGAAUGUUCCUCAGAUGUUGGCCCCUGAUGUAUAUUUAAAUCUCAGAUUUCCUUGUGAAACAUCAAAUAUAUCUGUGCCACCAGAUCCUACAUCUAAUGUGGUUGGACACAAUUAUAUAAAUGUGAUAGACAUUGAAGCUAGUGAUCUUCUUCAGGAAUUGCCUGAUAGAGAAGAGAUUACAGAUGAUAUUGUUAACAAACAGGAAAGUGAUAACCUGGAAAUUCCAUCUUCUGCAAAUCUGCACUACAUGGCAGCUUCUGUUACCAAUGCAAUUCCUCCUGACCACUUUCUGAGUAAAGAUCUGCCCAAAGUACAAGUUCAGGUCCAAGAAUCUACUGUAAAAUCAGAUGGCUUAGAAGACUAUUUAACCUGGAAACAAUGCCAGGAUUUCAGCACUACACCUUAUACAGUACCAUCGAAAAAAAGUCUUGAUAUAGAGCACCUUAAUACUAAACUUCUGGAAAUAGAUGAAAAACUACUUGUCCUGCAGGAUAUUGCAGCUACUGUAGAGGAAGAUUUUAGCAAAACUAAGUUGGUAUGCCCACCCUGUGCCCUGGUGGAGACAGAAGACCUUUUGGAAUUGUCAUCUCCUCCAGAAGUGCUUAAAGUGACAACAUCCUCACAAACUUGUAGAAGUCCUAAAGAGGCCUACUCUUUUAACCAUCAAAUUGAUGAAGAAGUUGAAGUAGAGGAGGAGGAGGAGGAGGAAGAGGAAGAAGAAGAGGAAGAAGAAAAAGGAGAAAAUACUCCAAUACUUGAAUUUACUCAAACCAAGCAUACUCUGUGGAAAUCUUGUCCCUUUUCUUCUGUCAUUUCAUCUUUUAAUGUUUCCAGUGACAAGUUUACUUCUACUGGUACAGCUAGUAGUGAAGAUUCUGUUGGAAGUGUUUUAGCAGAUUUGCAGAUUUCUGGACUAACUGAUGUUGCUGACAUAAUUAAUGAUCUGAUCACUGAGAGUGGUGUAUCUAGUGAAGAGCUUGGUUUAACAGAGUUCCAGGCUAAGAAAAUCUCCAGGAUCCACAGCACCCCGAAGAGGAAAAAGUCACAAAGAACAGAGAAGGAGAAAAGAGAAAUAAGAGCCUGGAUGAAAAAAAAGAGAAAGGAGAGGAUGACUGAGUAUCUAGCACAGCUGGCUGUGAAGAGGGAGCAAGAACAUGAACCAUUUCAGUCUCCAAGGAAGCAGUUGUGUAUGACUUCAAAGGAAAUUAGGAUGUGUCAGAAGAUGAAGACUGAAAAAGACAGAUUACAGCUCUCUGAGCACUAUCAUCGUCGAGUGGCACAAGCAUAUAACCUAAUGAAUGAACUUUUGGUUGAAUCGACCCAGACAUCAGGAAUAUCUCCAACAAAGCCACCAUGUGGCCCAGCUAAGUCUACUUGCAUUUCCAGGAAGCAGCGUCAUCAUCCUCCAAGAGGAGUGGACCAUAAUAUUCACAUGUCAUCACCAAGCCGAAAUACAAGAGUUAGAUUUGCUCUCAAACCUACUUAUAUUCAUGGAAGAAGCCCUCCCAGCCAACAUCAACAUUCAUUUCCACGAAGCAGAAUGGCGACUGUUUCAAUAAAGAAAACAAACCAAGUUAACAAAAGGAUGGCACAAAAUGCAUUAAGCUCUUCAGACCUCUCCAGAGAAGACUUUGGUUAUCCACGUCCAAGAGUCAGCUUCAUAAAAGAUUCUAAAACUAGUUCAUCCACAACUAAUACAGAAGAAUAUGGCAGACAACCCAGUCUAACAAGUUCCUGGGCUCUGCCUGAAGAGGUCGACAAGAUUCUCAGUAGAAGUCCAGAUUCCUCCAUUGAGGACUUUUCACCACCUGAAGAUGAAGGGUUUCCCAUAAGCAUCAAUGGCCUGGAUAGUGGAUCUGAGAGCACUGGCAGCAUCCUUAGCAAGAUUGACUGGCGUGCUGUUGAUGACAUGGUGGCCUCUGUAGAAAACAGGUGAAACAAGGAGUGUGCUUGGGGCAGGGUAUGCCCAGGCUGAAGUGGGCAACAUGAUGGACUAUAAAUAAUAACAUCUCAGGGAAAAGACCUGAGACAGAUUAGGGUGAUUGUGAUGAAUAUAUUAACUAACAUCAGGGAAAAUUCAGUAGCAUGAUUAAGCAAGGAAAGAGGAUAUUGUGUCAGCCUCUGCAUUGUACAAGGAUGGCCACACAUUAUUAGUAAAUUAAUCAUAUCAUGUGAAUAAAACAUUUUCCUUAAAUCAUAUAUUUUUUAAUUGUUUUUUACCUUUAGGAAAACAUUAGAAAUGUUUUCAUGCUGUU
Molecule: messenger RNA, 9955 nt
Organism: Gracilinanus agilis (Agile Gracile Mouse Opossum)
Lineage: Eukaryota; Metazoa; Chordata; Mammalia; Didelphimorphia; Didelphidae
Gene: CPLANE1
Product: ciliogenesis and planar polarity effector 1
Exons: 53
Coding region: 1-9636 (3211 amino acids)
Biological process (GO): cilium assembly
Cellular component (GO): ciliary transition zone
Molecular function (GO): protein binding
Source: RefSeq, a predicted model, not a curated record